CAUGUUUUGCGUAUGCAUACGAGUAAGCUCACCUUUCUAGGUGCGCUUCGAGGAACACCAACCCAAAGGCCGCCCCCGAGGGAAAUAAGCUCGCUGGCAAUUGCGGGUGUCCGUCCUCAUUGCGGUAUGGUUUGAAGCACUCAGCGCCAUCGUCAUCAGUGCCAAAGGCAAAACAAAAGGUGUAUAGACGAAGCGCAGCAAGAAGCAGAAGCAGCGAGGCAAGAGGCGGCGAAGACCCUGAGGCUUUCUGCCAAGCUUCUGCCCGUUGCUUUUCUUCGGCAGUGCUUCCUAGAUAGGUCUGCUUGGAUCUCUUGGCGGGCCAUGCCAGUGCAAUGGGCCCAACCUACGGAACCGUCGUUUCUGCCUCUUCAGCAGUUCUCUAUAGACCUGUACCGCAUGAUGUCCAGUGACCGGACCAAUGUGUUCAUCUCGCCUUUUGGAGUAGCUAUGGCGUUAGGUGUCGCCUUGGUCGGCGCCAGAGGUGAUACAACAGCUCAGAUACUGCAGGCUUUGGGAGUACAAAACCAACUGGAACUUCUUCAAGAAUUUGACGACAUUGGACGCUGUCUCGGACGUCUUCCAGAAAACCACACCCAUCUGGCCAGCAAAAUGUUCUUGAACACCAGCCUGGAGUUGGCGGACGCUUUCAAGGACGCUGUGCAGCAGGACUACUUUUCCCAGCUGGGUAUCGUCAACUUGCAGGGGGAUCCCGCGCUUGCGGUACGGGAAAUCAACUCGUGGCUUCAAAAAAUAACGGGCAACAAGCUGGCUGGUAUGCUGCUCCUGAAGGACAUUGCUCCGACGACCCGAAUGCUCAUGGUGAACGCUACUUUCCUGCGAUGCCUGUGGCUUGAAAAGUUCUCCGAGCUGUACACGGCGCCCAUGCCCUUCAUGACGGACGAUGGAGAAGUCCUUGUGCCAACGAUGUGUUCCAGGAGGGUGUGCAAUUAUUGCCACGUUGAACACCUCUCCUGCAGGGUUCUGGAGCUUCCUUGCAUGCAUGACCAACUGCGUCUCCUGAUUCUGCUUCCGGAUCGCCAGUCAGACUUGACGUACCUGGAGGAUAAUCUACUUGCCGAGGACGUGCCACAGUUUGAGAAGAACUUCACCAGGAACCCCUUAGAGGUCACGUUGCCAAAGUUUGCUCUGGAGCACCUAGUGUUCUUGUCUCCCUAUAUGAGGGCCGUGGGCAUCUUGGACAUGUUUGACAAGGAUCGUGCAGACUUCACUGGAAUGUCUGACACCAAGGGCCUGUGCGUACACGACUUCGUAACCAAAGCGAGGCUUGAAGUGACGGACGAAGAUCCACUACCCCUGAGCGUUAACGUCACCCCGCUUCGGAUCGGGGAUCGCUGUCAGCUUCCCACCUUCGAAGUGAACAGGCCUUUCAUGUUCAUCAUCAUCGAGAGUGUUCGCAAGAGAAUCUUAUGUCUGGGCUGUCUGAAAAACCCGGCUUCGAAACAGCAAUAAAGUGAACGUUAAGUUUGACACUGUU
Ornithodoros turicata is the source of this 1495-nucleotide messenger RNA. Its product is annotated as serpin B8-like. The transcript has 7 exons. Gene Ontology annotation, molecular function: serine-type endopeptidase inhibitor activity. The record is from RefSeq and is a predicted model, not a curated record. The coding region runs from base 322 to 1470 and encodes 382 amino acids. NCBI's taxonomy places the organism in Eukaryota, Metazoa, Arthropoda, Arachnida, Ixodida, Argasidae.